Cordyceps militaris CM01 is the source of this 1065-nucleotide messenger RNA. RefSeq lists its product as uncharacterized. NCBI's taxonomy places the organism in Eukaryota, Fungi, Ascomycota, Sordariomycetes, Hypocreales, Cordycipitaceae. Gene Ontology annotation, molecular function: RNA binding. Bases 1 to 1065 code for a protein of 354 amino acids. The record is from RefSeq and is a predicted model, not a curated record. The transcript is spliced from 5 exons.
AUGGCUUUUUUGCCACCUUCGUCGCCCCUGCAUCGCUCACAGGUCCGAAUCGAUCGCAGUGAAUAUGACCGCCUUCUGGUCGUAGCAUCGAAAUAUGACAAUCUUUGCCACCAUCUUAUUCGAGGAGGAGUAGACACAGAUACCAUUGAGACCCUUAGCAAGAACCAUGGUCCUCAAGACCACGAAACCGACUCAUUCGAUAGAGUCGACAACCCUGAUGAUGGAAAACCGGACUCUUCACCCACCAGUACUAUCAUAAAUUAUCGUGGCAGGCCCUACUCCCCCGGCAGCCCUCCUUACGAUGGCAAGGAACACGCGCACCUCACACCGGAGACUGAUACAGAGUCCGAACUCUUCUCCGAGUCCAUCAUGUCGAACGAUCAGAGUUCUUUACAACCAAAUGACUCGGCAUCUGUUGUAGCUACUCGUCUCAUAUAUGAGAAGAACGCUAGAAGGACAUUGUUGCUCAGUGAUCUGCCUCCCCAUACUUCACGUGCCGAUGUUGUUGCUGUUGUUCGCGGCGGUGCUGUCGUGGAUAUACACUUCAUCUUCAAGGAAAAUCGCGCCGCAGUGUCAUUCGUCCAUGGAAGAAAUGCACAAAAGUACUAUGAAUAUGCCCAAGAAAACGGCGUGUACAUCCGGGGAUCCAUGAUCAGCGUUACAUGGAGCCCGCGCCAGUUCGUCCUUGCUACGUACGUAUCUAAACAGUUGCGCGGUGGUGCGUCUCGAAUUCUUGUGGUCCGACACUACGAUCGUCGAAUCACAGCCGAUUCUAUUCGUGCGGAUCUCGAACAUAUCCACAACCUUUCAGUCAUCAGUGUCGUGUUUGAGGGACUCAAUUGCUACAUUAGCAUCAACUCCAUUACUGCGGCGAGCUUUGCGCGCACAUGUAUGAUGAGUCGCUUCCCGUACAGAGCAUCACGCAUUGAGUGGGCUCCAGACGAAUGUAUGCAGUCCCUAGCCCAACUGAAGCCGAAGACGUCGGGGUACGCAUCUACGAGCCAGCCGAAACCUAAUGUCAACCGAUUCUCCCCGCUAGAGGUUGGCGGAGAGGGAGAAACAUAG